Messenger RNA from Maylandia zebra (zebra mbuna), 1236 nucleotides. RefSeq names its product polymerase (RNA) III (DNA directed) polypeptide G (gene polr3g). Gene Ontology annotation, biological process: transcription by RNA polymerase III. Gene Ontology annotation, cellular component: RNA polymerase III complex. Lineage: Eukaryota; Metazoa; Chordata; Actinopteri; Cichliformes; Cichlidae. The record is from RefSeq and is a predicted model, not a curated record.
GACAGUGGCGUAUGGCGUGUGCAGGUUUCCAAAGCCGGUGCUAGCUAAGCAGUAUCUUCAUUAGGUUCAGCUGAAAUGUAUGUGAUUUUUAAGAAGUUGCCGAGGGACAGAUAAAACCGGCCAGAGAGGUACAUUAAAAAACUGAAACAUGCGGAUCCAGUAAGAGCUAAAUAUCGCUGUCCAGCUCUGAAGUAGACUGUGCUUUUUUACAUUAGGCGCAGUAUACUAACAGGCUUCUAGAACAGAGGAGACCUGCAGCCAUGGCAGGCAAGGGUCGUGGAGUGGGUGCUUUUACCUUCAAUAUUGACGCUCUGGGCAUCGGCAGGGGCAACAUGCCAGAAGCCAGGGUGGGGCCCAGUCCUCUGUUUCCAAACACUGAUUUUAAACCAGUUCCACUGAAAGCUGGUGAGGAUGAGGACUACAUGCUGGCCUUAAAACAAGAGAUGAGGGGAACAAUGCAACGGCUGCCACACAACAUCAAACCUCAGUCCAAUAAAGCAGAAGUGGAGAGAUACACCGAGAGAUACCUGAAGCAAAGCCAGAUUGAUGGCAAUGAAUGGACUCCAGACUGGAACCUUUUUCCAAAAGAACUGAUGCCCAGAAGAAAACGACCUCGAGCUAAAACGGGCACAAAGAAAAGUGCGAAGAUAUCACGCAAGGACGCAGAGAACAUUCUGACCAAAUUAGAUGAACUGGCAAACAAAGAUGACCCUGAAAAAUCAGAUGAGGAGACUGAAAAGAAGCCAGGAAAUAAGGAUGAAGAAGAGGAAAUUGAAGAGGAAGAAUACGAAGAGGAGGAUAUUGAAGAGGAAAACGACUACAUAGAAAGCUACUUCGACAACGGUGAAGAUUUCGCCGCGGACAGUGACGAUAAUAUGGAUGCCGAAGCAACAUACUGAGCGUCUCUCAAGCAAGGAAGUGCUGAAGUUAAACAUAAUGUGACUGCUUCUUUUGGUUAAAUAUUGCACAUGAGUUGGGAAAGCUGUUCAGUAGAGUGGAGCGAAUUCUUUUCUAAUCAAGCUUUCGUUAAAGACUAAUGUAAAUAAGAAAUACUGAAAUAUUUGCACAUGGCAAUAAUUUAUUCAAAAUAGAUUUAUUUUUCAUCCUCUAGUCAGGUUUCACAGGUUGAAAGGCACAUACUGUUAAGAACACACAAUGCUCUGUCAUAGAAUAUCAACUGAACACAGUGAUAAAAUAAAAGGGCUACAUAACAAGUCUAAAAAUUGUACAUAAUUA